AUGGAUAACUGGAGGGUUGCCGUUCUUGGCGAUGGUGGUGUUGGAAAGACGGCGCUAGCUGUACAGUUUACCCUCAAUUGCUUCACGUAUGAUCCUACGAUAGAAGAUGCGUACCGCAAGCAAUUGGUCGUGGACAACCGGAUGUGUUUUGUGGAAGUUAUCGAUACUGCGGGUCAGGAGGAGUAUGCUACGCUCCGUGACCAAUGGGUACGAGAGGGCCAAGGUUUCAUUUUGGUCUACUCGAUCGCAUCACGCCAGACGUUCGACCGCCUCGAAGUGUUCCGGCAGUCUAUGCUGCGGGUCAAGCGGAGUCGGCCGAUAUUCAUGCUCGUCGGGAACAAGUGUGACAAGUCGUACGAGAGGGAAGUAUCACGAGACGAGGGAGCAGCUAUGGCUCGGAACUUCGGAUGCGGCUUCCUGGAGACGUCCGCGAAGACGGCGUACAAUGUGGAAACCCUGUUCACGAAUCUCGUUCGGGCACUACGACAGACAAAACAGGAGCCAGGCACACCGCCAACUCCUGCAAUUACCAAAGCGCCGGAGGAGAAGAAGAAGUCGAGAAAGUGUAUUAUCUUAUAG
This is a messenger RNA of Punctularia strigosozonata HHB-11173 SS5, 579 nucleotides long. Its product is annotated as ras protein. Gene Ontology annotation, molecular function: GTPase activity; GTP binding; GDP binding. The record is from RefSeq and is a predicted model, not a curated record. Gene Ontology annotation, cellular component: plasma membrane. NCBI's taxonomy places the organism in Eukaryota, Fungi, Basidiomycota, Agaricomycetes, Corticiales, Punctulariaceae. Bases 1 to 579 code for a protein of 192 amino acids. The transcript is spliced from 5 exons. Gene Ontology annotation, biological process: signal transduction.